Messenger RNA from Halteromyces radiatus, 1124 nucleotides. Its product is annotated as UbiE/COQ5 methyltransferase. Lineage: Eukaryota; Fungi; Mucoromycota; Mucoromycetes; Mucorales; Cunninghamellaceae. The record is from RefSeq and is a predicted model, not a curated record. Gene Ontology annotation, molecular function: methyltransferase activity. Gene Ontology annotation, biological process: ubiquinone biosynthetic process. The transcript has 5 exons. The coding region runs from base 19 to 915 and encodes 298 amino acids.
UCUUCAUUUUUAUACUCAAUGUCACGGGCUUUAUUGAACACUUAUCGUAUUGCUGCCAAACAAUAUCAAUCACCUUUGAAAGCUUCUUUCUAUACUGGGUCGCAACGAUUGAGUCAAUUCAAUGGAAACCAACAACAACAGGGAAGCAAAACUACCCAUUUUGGAUUUCGCGAUGUUGCUGAAGAAGAAAAGGAAUCUUUAGUACAUCAAGUAUUUGCCAAUGUUGCUGGAAAGUAUGAUGUGAUGAAUGAUGCCAUGAGUCUUGGUAUCCAUCGUAUCUGGAAGGAUCAAUUUAUCCGUUCCAUGGCCCCUGGACCUGGUACGAAACUUCUUGAUGUGGCUGGUGGUACUGGUGAUAUUGCUCUUCGGUUUUUGGAUUACUGUCGCAACAUUCAUCGUGACUCAACGGCUUCUGUCACCAUGGUUGAUAUUAAUCCUCAUAUGUUGGAAGAAGGCAAGAAGCGAUUUCAAACAACUCCUUAUGCUCAUACUCAUCAAGCAGAUUUUCUGGUGCAAAAUGCUGAAAAACUAGUGGAUAUUCCUGAUGAAUCUGUUGAUGUAUAUACUAUUGCUUUUGGGAUUCGAAAUUGUACUCAUAUUGAUCGUGUGGUCAAGGAAGCUUACCGUGUUUUAAAGCCUGGUGGUCGAUUCAUGUGUUUGGAAUUUUCCAAGGUGGAAAAUCCUGUCAUUGGAAAAUUCUAUGAUAUCUAUUCCUUUGAUGUCAUUCCCGCUCUUGGUCAAAUCAUUGCUAAUGAUCGUGAUUCUUAUCAAUACCUAGUGGAAAGCAUUCGCAAAUUCCCUUCUCAAGAUGACUUUGCUCAAUUGAUUCGUGAUCAAGGUUUCAAGACAAUUGGUUCUGGGUAUGAAGAUUUGACAUUUGGUGUGGCUGCCAUUCAUAGUGGAUUCAAGAUUUAGAUGAUUAUUAUUAUUAUUAUAUUUUUUUUUUAUAUCAUUGUUGUUGUUGUAUAUAGCAUUAUUAUUAAUAAAACACUAGACCAUGUUUUUUUUUAUAGAAGAGACUCAUACAUUUGUAUAAAGCUGCCUCUUGUUUUGUUGGAUGGUUUGUGAUGGAUGAAGACAAAAGAAAAGACUUAGAGCAACCUUUCCAUUGUUGGUAUUCCCUU